GGCGCGCGCCGCCGCUGCCGCGGCGCACGCCGGCUCGCGCGCGGCGCGAUGGAGGACCACUUCGAGUGCGGCGUCUACCGUAUCAUCAGGGACGCCCUCCUGUCCUCUGGCCCGUCGCUGGGAGACGGCGACGUCGGCUCCAUGCCCAUCGGGGCGUUGGUCGAGGUCAUGGAGGUUGUCGACUUGCAGGAAGACCAGCGCGUACGAGCCAGGAUCCGCUUCGGGGGAGCCGACGCCGGGUGGAUCUCGCUGAAGUCCACCGACGGGCAGAAGGUCUGGGCCGAGAAGGUGGCCGAGGAGCUGUGGAUCACGGACAACAGCGUGCUCAACGCCGACAGCCCUGGCAUCGCCUACAGGCACAGCCAGAGCAUCGAUGACCGCGUGGAGGAUCAGCUUGUGUGCUGGGGCCAGGCUGUGAGGGGUUGCGUGACACCGAAUGGUGAUUGGCUGGAGGCCCGGGUUGCUCUGGCUACUUUCUGGAUUUCAUCGGAUGCAUGUCGAGCGAGGUUCGGUAUCCACGUGCUCCACACGGAUUUCCUUGCAUGAUGGCUCAUGAGAAUGUAGCGCUGCUGAAUCCUUCUCUUCCGCAAGGGGCUGCUACCUAUGUCGUGCCCGCUGCUGCCGGCGCCAUCAUGUUGCCGUACGCGCGACACCGACCAAACCCAUUCUUGUUUUUUUUCUCUUCUUCCAUUGGGCGCGAACUCACCUUGUGGCUAUCACUGAUAUGUGAACCCGUCAAUUUGGACAUCGAUGUUCGAGGCGUAGUUGGACAGCCGAAUGCGUGCUUCUGUAUGACCUCCUAGCAGCGAUUGGAAAUGAUAUCGCCGCAGCACGUUGUUACUUGACAUGCCGUCUACCACUUGUUUCAUAGUAGGGCAAGCAUGGUCUCGAUGCGCGUUCUGGCGUUAGCUUGUACGAGUACCCAGCUAUGGCUGGAAUUCCGUAUACUGCCAAUGAUGGCUUACAUUCCCUAGACAUGGUUUUGAGCAGCCAGCAAGAUUGCGGAGAUUCCGCUUAAUCUUUUUUUGCACCUUGCAGGUUGGGCUAGUGAGAUUUUCAGAUCGUUGGAUUUUUCCUUUGUGUCAUCGCAGCUGGAUCGGGAAUUGCCGC
Messenger RNA from Prorocentrum cordatum, 1110 nucleotides. NCBI's taxonomy places the organism in Eukaryota, Dinophyceae, Prorocentrales, Prorocentraceae. The record is from the annotation of a GenBank genome assembly.